Messenger RNA from Conger conger (European conger), 2223 nucleotides. RefSeq names its product protein phosphatase with EF-hand domain 2a (gene ppef2a). Gene Ontology annotation, biological process: detection of stimulus involved in sensory perception; negative regulation of MAPK cascade. NCBI's taxonomy places the organism in Eukaryota, Metazoa, Chordata, Actinopteri, Anguilliformes, Congridae. Gene Ontology annotation, cellular component: nucleus; cytosol. The record is from RefSeq and is a predicted model, not a curated record. The transcript has 15 exons. Gene Ontology annotation, molecular function: manganese ion binding; calcium ion binding; Hsp90 protein binding.
AUGCGAGCUGCUGUAUUAAUUCAGCGGUGGUACCGUCGAUAUGUUGCCCGUAUGGAAAUGAGACGGAGAUGUACUUGGAAUAUUUUCCAGUCUGUUGAGUAUGCAGGGGAGCAAGACCAGAUCAAGUUGUACAAUUUCCUGGGCUACCUUGUGGAUAACUUCACACCAGCUAGCUGUGAAAGAAACCUGAUCUCCCACAUCUUCAGGGAAAAUGAAGUUUGUCGUGACAUGGAGUGGGAAAGGUACUUCUGCUACAAGACCAUUGAGGUGCCAGAAAUCUACUCAGGACCUCACCUUACCUUUCCUCUCACUGUAGCUCAAGCAGACUCCUUGGUGGAGGCCUUCAAAAACAAAAAAUAGCAGCUCCAUUCUCGAUAUGUUCUCCAACUUCUGCUAGAAGCGUGGAAAUUGUUGCGGACCCUGCCAAAUAUCAACCGGAUUUCUACCUGUAACAGCAAAGAGAUAACCAUAUGCGGUGAUUUACAUGGGCAACUGGAAGACCUGCUGUUAAUAUUUUAUAAGAAUGGCAUGCCGUCGAUGGAAAGGCCGUAUGUUUUCAACGGGGACUUUGUGGAUCGAGGGCCAGACUCCAUUGAGAUUCUUCUCAUCCUGUUUUCAUUCCUACUGGUGUAUCCCAAUGAUGUUCAUCUAAACAGAGGAAACCACGAGGACCACAUUGUUAACCUUAGGUAUGGCUUCACCAAGGAAGUGCUGGGGAAGUAUAAGCUUCAUGGGAAAAGAAUUCUAAAACUAAUACAAAAGAUCUUCAGCUGGUUGCCACUGGCAACAGUCAUUGACCAGAAAGUGCUGAUCCUGCACGGAGGGCUCUCUGACAGCACUGACCUCAGUAUUAUCUCCAGGGUUCACAGACACAGAUAUACUUCAGUACUGAGGCCUCCCAAGAAGAGGUGGCCGCAUUCUGACAGGCGAUUGUCUAUUGACUCUGAUCGAGAGGAAGACCUAUGGGCCCCCAAGGACAGGUGGAACUCCCCCACCUCAAACUACCCCUCACGGGACAGCUUCCAGCGACGCUCCCUCCAAGACUUCUCCGAUAGGCUAAAACGCUCACAAGAGGUAGACCUGGAGGAGCUGCACCGGAAAGCUAAAUUCACCCGCUCCUACACCGAUCUCCACCAGCUCCUCAGCUCUGACUCUGGCCCUUACUCUUUGGAGGAUGAUGAUGCCAACACUGACGAGUGGAAACAGAUUGUGGACAUUCUAUGGAGUGACCCCAUACCACACGAUGGCUGUAUCCCCAAUGAAGUGCGAGGUGGGGGCUGCUACUGGGGCCCGGACGUGACGGAUGAAGUGCUGAGCAGACACAACCUGCAGCUGCUCAUUCGAUCCCACGAAUGCAAGCAGGACGGCUAUGAGUUCUGCCACAAUCGCAAGGUUGUGACCAUUUUUUCUGCCUCCAACUACUAUGAGGUGGGCAGCAACAGAGGUGCCUAUAUCAGAAUUGGCCCUGACAUGGUGCCGCGUUUCAUUCCAUACCAAGCCAGCAGCAAGAUCCGUGGACUCAGCCUCAGGCAAAGUGUGGGACGCACAGAGCACUCUGCCCUCAGGGUCCUGCGAGAACAGCUGAUUGCACACAGGUCCGACCUCAUCAAAGAGUUCCAGGAGUAUGACCCUGAGAACAGAGGUGUCAUCUGCCCGAAUGACUGGGCCUUGGCUGUGGAGAAGGUCCUGCGGCUGAACCUGCCCUGGCGUGUGCUCCGGCCCCAGCUGGUGAGCUGCACACCUGAUGGCAUGCUGGAUUACCACACCUGGUUCUCCGACCCCUCCAUCAAAGAGCCUGAGAAUGAGCAUAUUGACCAAAAUUUGCUGGAGACCCUUUACAGACAUCGUUCUACCCUAGAAACCAUCUUCAGAAUAGUGGACACAGACAAUUCUGGCGUCAUCUCUUUUGAGGAUUUCCGUCAGACAUGGAAACUGCUCAGCUCUUUCCUUCAGAUGGAGAUCAGUGAGGAGGUUAUCUCCAACCUGGUGAUCAGUAUCGAUUCCAAUAACGAUGGGAGCAUUGAUAUCAAUGAGUUCAUGGAAUCCUUCCGUUUGGUGGACAUGAAUAGACUAGAAAGGGGGCGGAGCAUGUUCCUGAUCCCUCCGUCAGCUCUGCCUCAGGAAGAAUGCCAGUCCGAGGGAUCCACACCAACAGAAGAACCCCCAUCAGAGGAACCCCCAUCAGAGGAACCCCCAUCAGAGGAACCCCAAUCGGAGACAUGA